CGCUCCACAGACAACCAGUUCUUCACUUCUUCCUCUUCUCCCCGCUUUUCCGUUUCAAUUUUUGAACUCCCAAUCCGGCAACGCUCCCAAUCUCCACUCCCCAACCACAUUCCACUCACACGGGCCUCUCGGCUCGCCUCCGGCGUCGCCCCCGAGUUCCCCACGUGGCGGCGGGACCGCCAGACCGACGAGCGGCGGCCUCCGCGCCGCAUGGACGCUGCCGACCCCCUCCGUGCCAUCUCCUCUCCGGCCCGACUCCUUCCCCGGACCCUCGGCCCCGCCGCCACCGCGGCCUCCCCCUCGAAGGCCCGCGAGGUGCUCCUCGAGGCCAUCUCCCGCGCCCGACUGCUGAAAGGAUCCAAGGAGCUGGUUGAGCAGGCCAGAAUGGUAUUGAAGGGACACGGGGACAUCCGGAUGCUCUACCAUGAUGAUGGAGUGAAAGUCGCCCCCCAUGCAAAUGGCACGAAAGACCAGCAGGGAAGAAGGCCAGGACCAGACCGCAAACGGUCUCGGUUCACUCAAAAGGCCCAUGAAAGGAAGCUGGUGCCUGCUGUUGAUCACUCUAACGUACUGAAGAUUAAGGAUCCAAACGAGUACUAUAAGAAAUUGGAUGAUAUUGAAGAAGCUGAGAAGGAGAUAAGACGGUUAAAUGGUGAGGUUGUUGAUGAGAUGGUAAUGAAUUUUGAUCCUGUAGUAGAACCCAAGAGGCGCUCUACUUUGCUGGGGAGAAAAUCAGUCCGUACUUUCAAGUUUGCUGAUGCUGAUACUCAAGAUCCAACUGAGGUACCAGCUUCCCAAACAGAAACUAUGACAGGAUCUCAGCUCUCGCAAGAUGAUGCGCAUGCCUCGUUUGCUGAAAAAAAUGAGCAGUCUGUUCCUCCAAGAUCUGGCCAAUGUGCUAUUUCAGAUGUUUCAGAGAAAGAAGAUUCAUUAGCUGAGAAGGAUGGAGAUGAUCUGACUUAUGUACUGGCCUCACUCAAAAAUCUGGAUGGAUCUGAAGAGGAAGACUUUCUCCGAAAGAUCUUAAAGAUGCGCAAAAUAGAGAAAGAAAAUGUUUGUCUCCACAACUCUGUUCCUGAAGAUAGGCCACGAAGAAGCAAUACUGCACGGAAAAAAUCAAUGAGGGUUCCUCCAGAAAAUCCUUUGCCCCAGAGUUGCCAGAGUCGCGUUUCAGAGUUAGAGAAACAUUUAUUUCCUGGAGUUGCAGGGAAUGAUAAAUGUGCAGAUCUACAGGAAGAUGAUGAAUCUGAAGGUUCACCAGAUAUUGUGAUGGGUGAACAAUCAUUGGUGCAUGAUUCAUCUGAUGUUUUGGUGACUGAUGAGACCUUUGCUGCAAGUGAAAUUGAUAAGGAGACCCCAAAUCUGGGUGUCAAAGCUGCAGAUCAUGUUAUUGAUCCAGAACCAAACAUGCCAGAUCGUGCAGGUGAAAGGCAGGCAGGAGGUUCCCCACUUGGUUUGUAUACUGCAAGUGAAUAUGACAGGGAGACCCCAAAUCUGGGGGUCAAAGCUGCAGAACAUGUUCUUGAUCCAGAACCAAUCAUGCCUGAUCAUGCAGAUGAAAGGCAAGCAGAAGGUUCCCCACUUGGUUUGUACAGCAAUACAGAAGUUGCCAAAGAAAAGGCUGCAUGCAGCAGGAGCGAUAUUUCUAUGGUGGAAGACAAUGUGCCAAUAGACAAUCCUACUGAUAUGUCUAAUAAUGAAACAGAAGUUUCUUCUCCUCAUCAUUUGGAGGGCAGCUUGGCCGAAGUGUUGGCCAGGACACCAGUUAGAAAUGUGGCUUCAGAUGGUGUUGAUCAGACUUCUCAUGCAGCUGAGGACAACAUUCAACAUCUUGAAGCGGUUGAAGAGGAUGGUGUUAUACAAGAUAAGUCAAGUCAUCCAUCCGAGGUGCCUCUAGAAGAUAUUGAUCCAGUGAAUCAGCCUCAGAUGCAUGAUGGAAACAAUAAGAAAUUGGCAGCUGAUCUGAGCAAUGCAGUGUCCCCAAUCAAAGAGAAGAAGCGACAGGCAGCUCGAAAAGGAAAAAAGAAGCAACAAUCAAAGAGGAGCCAAAAAGUGGCAGGGGAAAUCGCCUACAUACAGCUGAAUCUCAUCAUCACCUGUGACAACAACCGGCCAACUCAGGCUUUAUUUUUCUUUUGCUUUCUUGAUGAAUCUAACCACCCACUGGAAAUAUCCCAAGCAAAUUUUGAUUCGGAGAAUCAAUCUCGUAUGGAUGAGAACAUUGAGCAACAGAGAGUUGUUACGAGUAGUGCACUGUCGCCAAACAAAGCUAAGGGGCAAAAGGGAGCUCAAAUGAGAAACAGGACCAAACAUUUGAAUCAAAGAAAAAGCCUCGGAGAUGCUGGCCUUGCGUGGCAGUCUGGAGUGAGAAGAAGCACAAGAAUCCGCUCAAGGCCUUUGGAGCAUUGGCGUGGUGAAAGAUUUGUAUAUGGGCGCAUACAUGAUACCAUGGCCACAGUUAUUGGCAUCAAAGCAUACUCUCCUGGUCAAGAUGGCAAGAAAACUUUGAAAGUGAAAUCCUUUGUGCCUGAACAGUAUUCCGAUCUUGUUGCUGAAUCUGCGAAGUACUGACUGAAGUGUCUGUCCUUGACAAGUCCCGGUCAGAUCGCUGGUUUCCUAAGAGGAGCCCGCAACUCGCGGCCUGUGCGACCAGUUGCUUUGUCACCUGACUUGCUGUGAUUGUUGUAAUGGUGGAGCUGCACAAUGAAAUGCAGACGUGAUGUGAACUUGUAAAGUUAAAGACGGACGUCCUAUUGGUAGUCAGUAUCUGUCUUAAAGUUUGGAUGCGCUCGACUAUUCGAUACCUGAAGUCUCGCUGUGAAUGUGGCGUUCAUGCUAAUUGAUCUUAAUUUAUAUUCUCUUCUCAUUUUAAA
Messenger RNA from Setaria italica (foxtail millet), 2873 nucleotides. RefSeq names its product centromere protein C. The record is from RefSeq and is a predicted model, not a curated record. The coding region runs from base 211 to 2571 and encodes 786 amino acids. Gene Ontology annotation, molecular function: centromeric DNA binding. Gene Ontology annotation, cellular component: kinetochore. The transcript is spliced from 15 exons. Gene Ontology annotation, biological process: attachment of mitotic spindle microtubules to kinetochore; kinetochore assembly; spindle attachment to meiosis I kinetochore. Lineage: Eukaryota; Viridiplantae; Streptophyta; Magnoliopsida; Poales; Poaceae.